This is a messenger RNA of Triticum aestivum (bread wheat), 570 nucleotides long. RefSeq lists its product as uncharacterized. The coding region runs from base 10 to 570 and encodes 186 amino acids. NCBI's taxonomy places the organism in Eukaryota, Viridiplantae, Streptophyta, Magnoliopsida, Poales, Poaceae. The transcript is spliced from 3 exons. The record is from RefSeq and is a predicted model, not a curated record.
GCCAUCCCCAUGGCGCCCCUCCACAUGUCGGCCAUCCGCCGCACCCCCGUCAGUAUACAAGGCACCCCCGCUUCCCCUCGGCUUGACCUAGCCCUCAUUCCCCCGCACCCCUUCCCCCUCGCACCGUUCUCUUCCUCCCCGCACACACCCGAACCACCACCGCCAUGGCCGUCGUCAUUCGCGCGCUCCCUGUCAUCCUCGAAGCCUGAGGUCGUGCCCCUGGACUCCGUCGUCGCCCGCUACUUCCUCUACUGCCACCCGUUGGAGCUCGGAGCCACUACAUCGCCUGCAUCGAGUGAUCUUCCACCUCCGGCCGCCGCUCAUCGCCGCUUCGAUUUGUCACCUCCAAGCCUUCCCCGAGCUUGCUUUGCACCUCUACAGGUUCGAGACGUUGGAGUCCAGGAGCCAGACGCCACUGUCGAUGACGACUGCUACUACUCGGGAGGUUCAACUGGCCGGACUCCCUUCUUCCUGGUUUAUGGAGCCGAGGCCGUGCUGUUGACUGAUUUGCUUCAUAAUGCCCCGCGAGUGGAGCUCUUCUCAGAAGCAGAAGCAGAACAAGCUCGUUAA